AUGUAAAUUAUUUUGGUUCUUGUUAUAUUGCAAUAAAAAAAAAAUAUUUUAAGAAAACGCGUGUAGCUUAUGCCUUGUGUGUUCCUCUGAUGGAUGUCCGGAGAGCGCAGAGUCCCUGUGCUAUGGUUCCGCACAACGUGGCAACUUCAAAUAUUGCAAACAUGAGAGUGAGCGUACAGUUCCUGUCAAACUACAUGCAAACACAUUUUUGCUUUAGAUUGCACCUGCAGAGUUUCUCUUGAUGGAGCCCAGAGGGCAAGGCUGGCAUAUGCCAGGUCAUCAGUACCAGUCUGGUGACAGAGAUGACCACUACAGAUCCUCCCACCAAACACCAUAUUACUACCCACCAUCAGACCCAAGAGAAAGAGAGUGGCCCCAUAUGGAUCCCCGUUAUGGAAGCUACAUGGCCAGUCCUCCUAUCCCAGAAAACACUCCUGGAUAUAGCAGUCGUCCUUUCUCUAGCCAAGGGUUUGCAUCAGACCAGCCGUUACAUGACAGACCACAUUCCAGGCAGGAAUAUGACUACUCUGCCCCCAGUUACUGGCCCUACAGACUAGACUAUGGGUAUUACAAUUAUCAUGGUUAUAACAGAGCACAAUACAGCUCCCCAGAUGGUGGUGGGUGGAGCCCUGCAGAUGGCUGGAGAGGAGAGGGGUAUCAGGUCAGAGGACUGCACCAGGAGUCUGCAAGAGUUGCAUACCCUGAUCAGCAGGGCUACAACCAUAGAACAGACGGUCAGUAUGGUCAUGGGGUAUUGGAGAGACAGCGCAGAGAAAGUAUGCAAAAUGGAGAUGGAACUGGAGAGGUGUAUGAUUAUGGAGCUCUUGCCAACUCUAAAACCUCAGGUCUGUCCUCCAGCAGCUAUGAGCUCAGCCAGUACAUCAAUGGAGCUGAUCAGAGUGAACCUGAGCCUGUAUCUCACAUAGAUUUCGAUGCUGCGGUCAUAGCCCCACUAAAGUUCUGCAUCCCCCAUGUGGCAGUGAGCUUUGGGCCUGCAGGUCAGCUGGUAUGGGUCAAUCCUGCCUUUGCCUCGCAGGGUGACCCUGCUCAAGUGGAAAUCCACAGCCUAGAGGUUAUUAUGUGUGAUACAGAGGAUCAGCAGGAUAUGAGAGACUUUCCUGGGCCACUGACCAGGGAGGAUAUGCACAAGGUGGAUGCCAUUAACUUUGCCCUUCAAAUGUCAGAGGAAUGUCUGAAGGACCAGAAGUUAGAGGAUGCCACUUCUGCUGCCCUCUUGUGGCAUCUAUUAAUACUGCUGUGCAGACAGAAUGGAAGAAUUGUGGGCUCAGACGUAGCAGAACUACUGACGAGGGACUCCAGUUCUUUGGGUGUUUGUGGGGUCUCUGGUGAACCUGCAGAUGAAGCAAGCCUCAUUGAUCUGAGUGAAACUCACACACCAGAAACAGAGACCAUCAACAUUGUUGACCUUCUGACUGGAUACCCUCCAACUGACAAAGAAUCCGAAGAGCAAAACCUUGAGAAAUAUACCAAACUAUUGCUGUCUGGCAGGAAAAAGGAGGCACUGGAGUCAGCCAUGCAGAGUUUUCUUUGGGGACAUGCCUUAUUUCUGGCCAGCAAAAUGGACAGCAGAUCCUACAACACAGUGCUAAGCAGAUUUACUGGCAGCCUGGCCCCAGCUGACCCUUUGCAAACCCUUUUCCAGCUGCUCUCAGGAAGAAUCCCAGCUGUUUCCAUGUGCUGGAGUAGUGAGAAGUGGGGAGACUGGAGAACACACUUGGCUGUAAUGCUGUCCAAUGAGACAGGAGACUCCAUCAUACAUCGCAGGUCCAUCAUCACCAUGGGUGAUACCCUAGCCUCAAGGGGUCUGCUCUAUGCCUCCCAUAUCUGCUACCUCACAGCCCAUUCCCCCUUUGGCUGGUACAAAAACAGAUCUGAACGCCUGGUGCUGCUGGGCAGCAAGCACAUCAAUCUUCCGUUUUCCAAGUUCUGUCAGAACUCUGCCAUUCGCUGCACUGAACUGUUUGAGUACUGCCAGAGGCUUGGAAAUGCUGAAUAUAUCAUCCCUGCUUUUCAGGUGUAUAAAUUCCUGUAUGCAUGUCGGCUGCUGGACUGUGGUCUUGUGUCUCAGGCUUAUCACUACUGUGAGGUGGUGGCAAAAGUGCUGCUCAGGAUUGAGGAACCCCACAUGGUGUUGCUGGAGGAGCUUAUCAAAUUAGUGGAGAGACUGAAAUUGUCUGAGGCACAGCUCAGAGAUACGGGUGUCAAUCAGCCUUUCCUCGACCCUGAUUGGCUGGUGCAGCUUCGCUGCAGACACCAGGCCAUGCAGAUGGAGAACUAUGACUGUAGUAGGACAUACCAGUCACCAGUUGUGGAGAGUACUUGUGCUUAUCAGGACAGCAACGUGUAUUCAGAUUCCCAGACAGAGGCCAUUAAUCAUGAAGAUACUGAAGAUGAUUUCUCAUACCCAUCUCAGCCUAUGAUACCACACAAUGAUGCCCUGCAUCAGAAGUCCUACACCCCAGUGAGCCAUUCGCACUCUUCUGAAGAACAGGCUCCUAAGACCGUGGCUCCAGUGCCACUGUACCCUACACAGCAGCCAGUGACACUGCCCCCAGUCUUCCCUAUGCAGACGUUUGAGCCUCUACGAGUUUCAAUGGACCAAAGUAACACUAAUCCAGAUAGCAGCCCUAAUUAUGACAUUGCUUCAUCCAGUUUGCCUCAAAGAAGCUACCGUAAUACAGGUUUGGAGUAUUCUGUUGAUGGAGUGAUGCAGGGUGCUCCUGAAAACAAUACCGUACAUUGGAAUGUUGAGCAGUCUGGAACAAUUCCAAGUGAGGACGACAAGAGAGAGGCCAACACCCAAUCCGCAAAGAGCUCAAAGUCUGCAUGGUUCAGUGGCUGGUUUAAAUCUAAGCCUAAAGAAAUCCCAAAAGAACAAAUGCCUGACUCCAGUCCCACUUCUGGGGGUCCCUAAUUAAGGUCUACUUUGGGCAAUAUUCACCAGAAGAUGGACUUCAGCAUGGUGUUGAAGACUGAUGCAUCCCAAGACUGAUGCACCCACUGAGGCCAAGCCCACCCCUGCGGUUAUUUUAAUUUUGCUUCA
Xyrauchen texanus (razorback sucker) is the source of this 3064-nucleotide messenger RNA. RefSeq names its product SEC16 homolog B, endoplasmic reticulum export factor (gene sec16b). Bases 242 to 2935 code for a protein of 897 amino acids. Gene Ontology annotation, cellular component: endoplasmic reticulum exit site; ER to Golgi transport vesicle membrane. Gene Ontology annotation, biological process: autophagy; Golgi organization; COPII vesicle coat assembly. The transcript is spliced from 23 exons. The record is from RefSeq and is a predicted model, not a curated record. Lineage: Eukaryota; Metazoa; Chordata; Actinopteri; Cypriniformes; Catostomidae.